AUGGAAGGCAAUUUUUGCAAUGAUUUAUUUGUAAAGAGCAGCAUUUUUAGCUGUACAGAUGGUGGGCUUGCUGAAGUAAAUUCCAGCUUUCAAAAAGAUAAAAAAGUACUUACCCUAAACAUUGUAUAUAGACCAAAAAUACCACUUGAUAGUAUAGUAACACUUCAUUGGGGCUUAGCAAAUAGUGAUCAUGGUGAGUGGGUACAACCUCCAAUAUGUUUAUUUUCAGUAAAUGGCACAACUCCCAUAAAGUGUAGUGAUAACAUAUCCUGUGAAUCAAUAACAGUACCAAUUAACAAUGGAUCGUAUUAUUCAUGUGAAGUAUCUAUGGAUUGUGCACAUCUAGAGCAAAGACAUGGAUUAAUCCAUCCAAAGCUUUCUAAAGAAGGUAUUGAAGCCUGUGAAGGCUAUGUAGCUGAUUGGAUUAAUACAGAGAAAACAGAUUGGGGCCUUUGUUUUGUACUGUAUGCUUCUCCUAAAAUUGAGUUAAAUUUAAAAAGUUGUCCACUUGAAAAAGUAUGGAUAAAAAGGAAAGAUUGCAAAAAGGGAAAUUUCUUCAUUCCCAUUAGCACUGAAAUUAAGAUUUUGAGUUUUGUAAAUCACAUUAUAGAUAAAGAUGAAGCAGCUAAAAUAUAUUUAAAAAGUGUAAAGUCUUAUUUCAAAUCAGAAACAAAAAAUACGGUAUCCUUACCAUUAUCACAUACAAAUUCGUCAUCCUCAGCAAAGAAUCACUAUGACAGUAUGACACAAGAGUGUUUCCUAGUAAAAAUAGGAACGAGACAUAGUACAAGUUUACCUAUUAUAUGGGCUGCUGCCAUCAACAAUAAUGAGGAUGAGAGUGGAGGUAAAACAAUAGUACUUGUAUAUUCAAAUAUAAAUCCAGUUAGUUUUGUUGAUUCUAAAGUGGGAACCAACUUAAAAAAUAAUGACUUGGAAGUAUUAUUGCAUUUUGGAUUUCUUAGGAGCUUGGAGAACAGAGUAUGGAUAUCUCCUGCAAUAUUAGCCGAAGAUUUAAACUUGAAAGUAGAGUCAAUUAGCAACUAUGACAAUAAAUCAUCAGAAACCAAAUUUGAAUAUUUUGAAGAUCAUAAUUACUGGAAAUGCGUGCUUAAGUUCCCACAAAAAUUAACAAGCGAAAUGAAAGGUAUUGGAUUUGUGUUAAAAUCAAUAGUUGAAGGACCUCAAAAAAGUCAAAUAACUUGGAUAAAAUCUAUAUCUAAUGAUGACUUUAUUUUUAAAUUACCACCAAUUCGAAGAGAUGCAAUUUUGAUAAAAAGUAGUGGGAAAUUGUCUACCUCUAAUUUAAGUAUUGAUUCUAAACCACAAGAAAAUAUUGAAACAAAAAGUAAUACUGAUUAUUUACUAAAGGAAGAGCUAUUCAAGACACAUAUACAGGAGUUUGAGUCUAAUAGUGAGUAUUGUAUACAAGAAUUCAUACAAAAAUACAAAAUUGACGAAGAGUCAAUUUUGGUGAGGAAGAAUUAUUAUAUAUCUGAUAAAAUUGGAGUUGCUAGUUUCAUCGUCGCUACUGUAGAGGAAUUCUGUAUACUGGAAUUAAAUAUUUGCAGUAGAGAAGUACUUAUCUUGCACUGGGGAUUAAUUUGUAAUUCAAGGUAUGGUCGAAGAAAAGGUUGGGAAUGUCCACCUCAAACUUGUUUCCCAGUAAACACUAUUAUUUUUGAUGAAAAAGCAUGUCAAACAGAGAUCCCUUGCAUACAAAAUAUCAGCAAUAUCUUAUAUCAUCAAAAAAUAACAAUUAGGUUUACGAAGGAAAUCUUAGAUAAUUACAGCAAGUUUACUUGUGUAUUUAAAAAAGUGAAUCCAGAUGGAAGCUAUAAUUGGUACAAGGAUAAAAAUCGUGAUAUAGAAUUUCCUAUUUCAAAAAUAAACUCUGAAAAUAGUCACUUUUGGAAAGGAUACUGGAGUAAUAUUGUUGAUAAGAUUUUAACUGCAGAAAUUGAGUGGGGAAGCAUUACUUUAAUGCAUAGGUAUAAUUUAAUGGAUGAAAUUAUACAAACAUGGUCUAGUGAAUUUAACAAUCUCCGUGAAUCAAAGUCCUAUGAAUUAAAUUUUAAAAUGAUUUGGUGUGUCUCUGAAAUAAUUGAACAAAUAUCACGGGAACCAAAAGGAAGUUGGCUUAAAGCAAUUAAUAGCACUGAUUACAAUAAUUGGUAUGAAAAAGGAGAAGAAUUUUGGAUAUGGAUUAUGAUAUGGAUGAGAUUUAAUGCACUUGGUAUACUUGAUUGGCAAAGAAACUAUAAUACAGCUCCAAGAUUAUUAGCAUCAGCAGCUGAGAAUGCAACAUUAACAGUAAUAUCUAAAUGGAUUGAAUGGCCUCAAUAUAGAUGGUUAAUUAGAUUGAUAAUACAAACAAUGAUCAGGGGCGGUUCUCGUGGUCAAGAGGUAAGAGAUAGAAUCCUUCAUAUAAUGCAUAGAAAUCAUAUUCCUGAAGCUCAUGGAACAUUUUAUGAACAGUGGCAUCAAAAAUUACAUAAUAACACAACACCAGAUGAUGUAGGUAUAUGUCGUUCAAUAAUUGGAUAUCUAAGAAGCAGUGGAAAUCAAGAUGAAUUUGCAAGAAUAUUAUAUGAAAAUGGAUUAUCGUGGGAAAAAAUAGCCUCUUAUGAUAGACCAAUUACUACAAAACCAUAUCUUCCUUGUAAUACUGAUAUAUAUUCACUCGCAUAUGACUUUGAGCAAUAUCUUGAAGUGCUAAUUGAUGUACAUGAGGCUAUUAACUUGCAGAGAUCUUUUCAUCACUGCUGUUGUUAUCUACCUAGUGAAUUGCAAGAUGUCUGUAAAUCUAUAAUAUAUGGAAAUGACAAGAAAUUUGAUGAUACUAGAGAUCUAAAUAUUCUCCAUGAUAGGUUAAUGAAGGUGAAUAAUGUCAGAAUUAAAAUUCUGGACUGCAUAUACUAUCAGCAUGGUGCAAAGUCGCCAUCUGAUAAUAACAAACAUGCAAUAAAGGAAAUAAUGUUUUUAGAUCUUGGUUUGGAGAAUUUACAGGGUAUGUUUAUUCAGACAAUGUGUACUAUAUCUGGAGACCAUAACUUAAAUCACAUGAUAGAUGAAAUGAAUAAUUUUUUAUGGAUUAUGCUUGGCCAUGAUCCAGUAAAUAGGGAACUUUUAGCAAUUUGCUUUGACUGGUUCAAAUUUAAUAAGGUUCAUGACCCCUUGAGUUUUUUACUUUUGAAAAGCAUAUUAGAAAGAUUACAUAUAUUUAUUGGAAGUCACAUGGACAUAAUUUACAAGGGAUGGAAUCCAAAAGUGAGAUUUUUUGGAGGUAGCUUGGGUCUAGAGGAAAAUAAUAAUACUAUAAGGAAUUUUAUGGAUGAAGUACUAAGGUCAACUUUAUUAUCAACCAUAUCUUUACAAAUUAAGAGAAUCGAUAAAUACCUUCUCAAUAAAAUGGAAACUUCACAUAUGCAAGACUGGCAAUACAUUAGUUACAACCCAUCUUGGUAUAGCAACCAGAAAUUAAUAGGUGUUGUGAAACGAGUCGACAAAAUUACUGACGAUAUAGGCAAAGAGAGUACUCCAAAAAUUCUUAUAUGUUCAUAUAUAUCAGGUGAAGAGGAUAUACCCAUGAACGUUGUAGGAAUUCUGUUAACUGAUUCCAACUUUGCACCCGAUAUACUCUCUCAUUUAUCAGUUCGUGCAAGAAAUAUGAAUGUACUUCUAGCUGUAUGCCAAAAUCCCAAUUUAAUAUUGAAUGAAAUCAACACAAUUGAUACGGAUACUAUUAUUGAAAUAAAAGUAACUAGUGAUAUGAUGUUGAAGAUUGAAAAGAAUGCUAAUAUAGAAGUAAAUUCUGCUAUUGAUACUGAGAAAAAAAAACACUUUAUACCAAAAAAAGACAACUUGAAAUUAAAAACUUCAGAUAAAUCAUGGAUUAUAUAUCCUGAAAAAAUGGAUGAUACAGUUGUUGGACAAAAGGCAAUAAAUCUUUUGAAACUUCGUAGAAUUAUUACCGAAACUCAAGAUUCAAAUAUAAUAAAAGGAAUUUAUGUCCCAAAUUGUGUAUCAUUGCCAUUUGAAACUCUCUCAAGAGUAAUACCGAAAGAUUUAAAUGAAAAAUUGAGUGAAUUAUUGAACCAAAUAUUAAAUGAUAAUGACUUGGUAAAUAAAACCUUAUCAGAAAUUUGUGGAAUUAUUGAGAAUGAUAUCAAGCCACCAAAAGACUUACUGCAAGAGUUAUAUAAAGCAUGUUUGACACUAAAAAGUGAUGAAAUUGAUAUUUGUGAUGAGAAGCAAAUAGAUAACACGAAUAUAGAAAGUAUUAUAAAUAAUCCUAUUAUUAAAGAAAUGUGGAGCUCUAUUACAAAGGUCUGGAGCUCAGUAUAUCAUCCCCGUGCUUAUACAAAUAUACUUAAAAUUGGGCAAUCUCUAAGCAAUGUUUAUAUGUCAGUCGUUAUUCAAAGACUACUGAAAGCAAAUUAUGCUUUUGUAUUACAUAGCAAGAAUCCUGUACAGAAAGUGGGAACUAAUGAUAUAAAUUCAGAGAAAUAUGAAGAGAUGUAUGGUGAACUAGUAAUUGGCCUAGGAGAAACACUUGUGUCUAAUACAUGUGGAAAAUCGUUAGGUUUUACUGCAAAACGUCUUAAAGAGUGUAAGAAUUAUUGCGAUAUUAAUAUGAUUCAGGAAGUAAAUAUUAUGUGCUUCCCUUCAAAAUCUAUUGCCAUGUUUAGUCAAGAUAGUUUUAAUUCUAUAGAAAAAAAAGAUUUUGAUAAAGAUGCUAAUCUCGAUGUUAAUUACAUAUUUAGAUCAGACUCAAAUGCAGAGGAUAUUGCAGGUUUUGCAGGUGCAGGAGUAUUUGAAUCAUUUCCAUUAAUACAACCGAUUAGUGAAUAUGUCACCUAUCUGAAUCAAGAAAUAAUAAUAAAUCCCCUAUUUAGAGAUCGGCUCCUAAGAUCACUAGGUAUUUUAGCAUUUUAUAUUCAAGAUGAGUAUAAAGGUGUGCCACAGGAUAUAGAAGGAUGUAUUAUACCUUCAAUUUCAAUUCAUUCAGAUCUACCUUAUACAAUUGCUGUUGUACAAUCAAGACCACAAGUAUAA
Messenger RNA from Cryptosporidium muris RN66, 5055 nucleotides. RefSeq names its product pyruvate phosphate dikinase, PEP/pyruvate binding domain-containing protein. Gene Ontology annotation, molecular function: kinase activity; ATP binding. Bases 1 to 5055 code for a protein of 1684 amino acids. The transcript has a single exon. Lineage: Eukaryota; Apicomplexa; Conoidasida; Eucoccidiorida; Cryptosporidiidae. Gene Ontology annotation, biological process: phosphorylation. The record is from RefSeq and is a predicted model, not a curated record.